This is a messenger RNA of Aethina tumida (small hive beetle), 1591 nucleotides long. Its product is annotated as cyclin-dependent kinase inhibitor 1C-like. The transcript is spliced from 4 exons. The record is from RefSeq and is a predicted model, not a curated record. Lineage: Eukaryota; Metazoa; Arthropoda; Insecta; Coleoptera; Nitidulidae. The coding region runs from base 1148 to 1591 and encodes 147 amino acids.
GUACCUUCUUUAUACAAAUUUGUAAAAUUGUUUAACUAAAAAGGUUUAUUGUUGAGUUAUAUGAAUUCUUGGUAACACAUAAAAGGUGUUUACCAAAUAAGCCCGUCAAUUGCAUAAUUUAAAAUGAUAUAAACAAUACAUAAAUUUGUCGAAGUAAUAGUAAAAGGUGAAGAUAAUAAAAAUACCAGAGCAGAUUCAACAGCUUCUUUUACAAAUGUGAAAGGAUUUAACUAGAGCACAAUUAAAUGUCCUUCGUUAUGUUUAUGUUACCUUUGGAAUACCAUCGAUGUGUUUAUUGGCUUUUGAUCGUACCAGAUGAGCUAGGUGAGGCAGUACCUUACCUGUGAAAAUGAUUUUAUUGGCCUAACGUUAAUAUUAAAAAAUACAUUUUUAUACGUUGUCUUUAAAAUGAUUUAAUAUUUAAACAAAGGUGAAAGGAUAAUAUGUUGUAAAACCAACAAUUAAGCAAGCAAUAACAGUUUUAAAUUUUUCAUAAAAGUUUCAAAGAAAAAAGUCAAUAAUCAGUAUCGUUUAAAUUAAAUUAAUUUUUCUCUAAUUAUUUUUUUACUCUUAAACGCGUCGAAAAGAAGAAUAUUUAAAAAAAAUUGUGGAUAGCUCAAUUGUUUAUGGUUGAAAAUAGGUGGUGACGUGUUACUAAACAAUUACCUUUUUUGUUUUAUAUAUAAUGUGCCUUACCAGACUCAAACCUCACGAGUCGCCACUGAAUAAAUAUAUGAUAUAUGCUUUUGUACUUGGUACAACUUAAACCUAAAAAGUAACAUAAAUAAUAAUGUUUUAGACAUUUUACAGCAAUGCAAAGUACAAAAGACCACUUUUAUCUGGUUUUCAAUUCCCAAAAUUACUUUAUAUUAUUAUGUGUUGUUUACAAAAAGAAGAUUUGAUCAUUCAGGAAAACUCAUCUUCAUUUUCCGACUAUUCUGUAACAUGCCUCAGUUGCAUCACUUCAAGGUGCUGUGACAGAAGUCCGUCGCAAAUCUUAUGUGGCAGACAAGAGAAGGAAUCCGUUGCUUAACCCGAUACGUUUUUUCUUCUCCGUUUACCACGAUGCCUUAUACAGAUUACCUCUAUAAAAACAAAGUGCUGCACUGAUUCUGUUCAGUAAACGUCCGCUAAGUUGGUUUAAACAAUGACAUUAUCCAUUUUCUUGUGGAUUUUGAUGAUUUCCCUGGCCUCAGCUGAAUUGGACUACGCCGAUUUAUCAUAUGGGGGGUUGUUAAAAGCGUCUCCUCUCUUGCCGGCCCCAAUUUAUCCAGCACCCGUUCACGAACCCAUCUACGAAGCUCCGAUCCUGACCCCAGAUCCGAUUCUUAAAGCCGCUCCGAUUUUAGCUCCCGCCCCGAUUUUAGCUCCCGCCCCGAUCUUCAAAGCCGCCCCUAUUUUAGCUCCGGCUCCUAUUAUAGCUCCAGCUCCGAUACUGGCGCAUCCGCCGAUUUUGAAAGCCAUCGCUCCUGCCACAAGUUACGCCAGUAUUACCCAAUACCAUGUCACCCACCCAGUUAUCAAAACAAUCGCUGUGGCGGCUCCGCCGCCCAUAAUAAAAACAUAUCUGCCUGAGCACGGAUACCACUGA